UGCCGGUGGGAACUGGCCAAUUAAAGUUGAGAAUUAUGGCACCGAUUUAAACGGAGAAGAAACACUUCCUGUGUUUUCAACUGAAGCAAAACAACACGAGUGUAUGAGAGGUUUGACUUUUCUUGUCAUCUGGAUAUAAAACCAGAAAAAUAUUUUAAGCAACUACUUGAAUUUUAUGUUCGGAAGUCUUAACAUUUGACGCUAACGUGAAGUUUGGAAACUUCUAACGUUGGUUUCGGUUAACGAAAGCAAAAUGCCGUCCUGUGUUGAUGACUACGAAGUGUUGUACACGAUAGGAUCGGGCUCCUAUGGAAGAUGCCAGAAAAUAAAACGAAAAAGUGACGGAAAAAUCCUCGUGUGGAAGGAGCUGGAUUAUGGCACCAUGGCUGAAAGUGAGAAACAGAUGCUAGUGUCGGAGGUGAACCUCUUGAGGGAACUCAAACACCCAAACAUUGUGAGGUACUACGACCGCAUUAUAGAUCGCCGCAAAACCACGCUGUACAUCAUCAUGGAGUACUGCGAAGGCGGCGACCUGUCUUGUCUCAUCAGCAGGUGCAUCAAAGAGAGGAAGUAUUUGGAGGAGCAGUUUAUCCUGCGAGUCAUGGUGCAGCUUUCGCUGGCGCUAAAGGAGUGUCACCGGCGGUGCGACGGCAGAGCCACGAUCCUCCACCGGGAUCUAAAACCAGCUAACAUCUUCCUGGACGCGAACCAGAACGUAAAACUGGGUGACUUUGGUUUAGCUCGGAUUCUGAACCACGACACCAGCUUUGCAAAGACGUUUGUUGGCACGCCGUACUAUAUGUCGCCUGAACAAAUAAACAGGAUGUCAUACAAUGAAAAGUCAGAUAUUUGGUCUCUGGGUUGUUUGCUGUAUGAACUCUGCGCAUUAUCGCCUCCAUUUACUGCUUACAACCAGAAGGAGUUAGCAGAAAAGAUCAGGGAAGGAAAGUUUAGAAGAAUCCCCUUCCGUUACUCCGAGGAACUAAACUCUCUUAUCAGCAGAAUGCUCAACUUAAAGGAUUACCUGCGGCCGUCUGUGGAGUCUAUUCUUCAGUGCAGCCUGCUGAGUGUCAUGGUCGCCGAUGAGCUAAAGAAGUUGCAAGUUCGACCCCGAAGAAAGUCCGUGGAGUCCAACAGCCCGCCGCAGAAGCCAAGUGAAACGCCAUGCGUCUCCGCUGCAGAGCUCAGGCAGAGGGAACAGGCUCUGCGAGACAGGGAGCAAGCGCUGAAGGAGCGCGAGGAGCGGCUGGAGAAAAGAGAGCACGAGCUGUGUCUUCGUGAACAGCUGACAAGUGAGAGGCUUGCAAGAGCAGAAAGUUUGCUGAGGAAUUACAAGCUGCAGCAGCAGAAGGACUUCCCGAUCUUUGGCAAAAACAUAGAUGCAGAGUCUUUGUCUCCCGGAAAGAAGAAAGUCCACUUUGCCGGUGAAAGCUCAGAGAAUCAGAAGCCAGAGGGUCGCCAGAGCGCAGCGUCACAGGAAUCCAUGAAAUUGAGACUCCAGGUUGCAAAGCUGCGCUCUCAAAAACUCAGCGAGAUGGAGAAAAUGUGCCAGUUGAAGAGCAGGCAGCUGCUCGGCAUUCGCUAAGCACACAGAUGCUUUUGAGUCCUUACAACUGGAUUUUGUGUUUUUAAAAUAAUUGUUGUGAUUCUAGUCAAGCUAAGUAAGUUAUUCAGUGUAUUUCAAGCUUUUUAUUGCUUUCUUGAUUGAGUUAAUUUACAGACUGUACGAGUAUAAAUGGCAGCUAUUGGAAUUGUUAGAAUGGUGUGCACAUUAUUGCUGUUUUAACAAUCCUUUCAUUAAAAACACAUUUUAUGAACCACUGUCAAGAAAGAAUAAACAAAAAUGUCACAGAUUA
Molecule: messenger RNA, 1856 nt
Organism: Oryzias melastigma (Indian medaka)
Lineage: Eukaryota; Metazoa; Chordata; Actinopteri; Beloniformes; Adrianichthyidae
Gene: nek2
Product: NIMA-related kinase 2
Exons: 9
Coding region: 254-1585 (443 amino acids)
Biological process (GO): protein phosphorylation; chromosome segregation
Cellular component (GO): centrosome; cytoplasm; nucleus
Molecular function (GO): ATP binding; protein kinase activity
Source: RefSeq, a predicted model, not a curated record